Molecule: messenger RNA, 2570 nt
Organism: Anguilla anguilla (European eel)
Lineage: Eukaryota; Metazoa; Chordata; Actinopteri; Anguilliformes; Anguillidae
Gene: vps4a
Product: vacuolar protein sorting 4 homolog A
Exons: 11
Coding region: 185-1501 (438 amino acids)
Biological process (GO): vacuole organization; endosomal transport
Molecular function (GO): ATP binding; ATP hydrolysis activity
Source: RefSeq, a predicted model, not a curated record
GCAGCACUUCUGCUACAAACAACACAUUUUUAAGUAUCUAUGGUUUCACGCUUGCUUAGGCCGUUUGCUGCGGAACACCGCCCCCUUUCUAAGGAUUUACAAUUAUUAAAACAUAACGGAAGGGUUUUUCCCGACUUCAAAAUAUCAGGGAUCCAGGAGAAUUCUUGCAGAAGCGUGAGAUGAAAUGACAACGUCUACAUUACAGAAAGCUAUCGAUCUCGUGACCAAAGCUACCGAAGAGGACAAGGCCAAGAACUAUGAGGAGGCCCUGCGUCUGUACCAGCACGCGGUCGAGUACUUCUUACACGCCAUUAAAUACGAGGCGCACAGCGAUAAGUCCAAGGAGAGCAUCCGGGGGAAGUGCGUGCAGUACCUGGACCGGGCCGAGAAGCUCAAGGACUACCUGAAGAGCAAAGAGAAGCAGCCGCACGGGAAGAAACCUGUGAAGGAGGCGCAAAACAAUGACAAGAGUGACAGCGAUAGUGAGGGUGAGAACCCAGAGAGGAAGAAGCUGCAGGAGCAGCUGAUGGGUGCCAUUGUCAUGGAGAAGCCCAACGUCAGGUGGAGCGAUGUGGCCGGACUGGAAGGAGCCAAAGAGGCCCUGAAGGAGGCAGUCAUCCUGCCCAUCAAAUUCCCACACCUUUUCACAGGUAAGCGCACUCCGUGGCGGGGGAUCCUGCUCUUUGGUCCUCCUGGAACAGGGAAGUCUUACCUGGCCAAGGCUGUCGCCACGGAGGCCAACAACUCCACCUUCUUCUCCGUCUCCUCCUCCGACCUCAUGUCCAAGUGGCUGGGAGAGAGUGAGAAGCUGGUGAGGAGCCUGUUUGAGCUGGCCCGGCAGCACAAGCCCUCCAUAAUCUUCAUAGACGAGGUGGACUCGCUCUGCGGCUCCCGCAACGAGAACGAGAGCGAGGCCGCGCGCCGCAUCAAGACCGAGUUCCUGGUGCAGAUGCAGGGUGUGGGCAACAACAACGACGGGAUCCUCGUCCUCGGAGCCACCAACAUCCCUUGGGUCCUGGACGCCGCCAUCCGCAGGAGGUUCGAGAAGCGGAUCUACAUCCCCCUGCCGGAGGAGCCGGCGCGGUCGCAGAUGUUUCGGCUGCACCUGGGGAACACGCCGCACAGCCUGAGCGAGGGGGACCUGCGGGAGCUCGCCCACAAGACCGACGGCUACUCCGGCGCCGACAUCAGCGUCAUCGUACGGGACGCCCUGAUGCAGCCCGUCAGGAAGGUGCAGUCUGCCACACACUUUAAAAAGGUCCGAGGGCCGUCACGCAGCGACAGCUCGGUGAUGGUGGAUGACCUCCUGACCCCCUGUUCCCCUGGCGACCCCGAAGCCAUAGAGAUGACCUGGAUGGACGUGCCAAGCGACAAACUGAUGGAGCCCAUUGUGUGCAUGUCGGACAUGCUGCGCUCGCUGUCCACCACGCGCCCCACAGUGAACACAGAGGACCUGCUGAAGGUCAGGAAGUUCACCGAGGACUUUGGGCAGGAGGGCUGAGGGGGGCGGGGCCAGAGAGGUCCCGCCCCAAAGUGGGCCGUCCAAUCCCGAGCCGGCAAGACUAAAGGAGGGUCCCGCCUUUCAUGGUUUUCACCUGACCGCCACCUUCUCAAGGUUCACACGCUGACAGGCUCUCUUCACUCGUUUGUCCAGUAGGUAGCUUUUCAUUUUUUUAAUUUAUUUUUGAGAAUGAUAGGAGUGUAUAGUUUUGUGAGUGUGUGUGUGUGUGUGUGUGCGUGCGCGCGCAUGUUGUGUGCACAUAUGUGGAAGUGCUCCUGGACCAGGAGUGUUCAGUUUGUCCCAUUAAUUCAGUUCAUAAUUCACACAUGAAGCAUUGCUGACCAUUGAUCAAUCUGUCCGGGUCCUGUCCAGGAUCAGACGAGCAGUAUUACUUAUUUAUAUUAUUAUUUAUUAUUUAUUUGCUUUUAAAACAGGAUCACUGCAUGAAAGUUAAAGUGUGUAAGUCUGCACUCUACUAAAAACUGAGCUACUGAACUGACAUCAUAACCCGACUCUUCACAACCACAUGGUAGAAUUACUCCACAUGAGUAAAGGCUUCUCAGUUAAAAUAUUUUUGAAAUGACCUAAAACACCGUGAUGGUACUUACCGGUCCCCAGUGAUGGGAUAGUGAGGCUUCGUGGAACCAUGUAGGGGGUGGAGCUACUUCUCUGGCAUCAGUAACUGGUAAAAACCAAUCACGAUUAUUUUCCUUAGCAGAGACUCUUGAUUGGUUCAGUCAUAAUGCAUGAUAGCUCCACCCACUUGAACAGGGACACAGCCAGAAUGAGCUAUAAAUGUAAAUAUUGUCUGAUGAAGCCUCAGUCUGCCAUCACUAAGUGAGACAUUAUGUGGAGUAGCUCUGACAGGCAAACACGACUUCCGCUCUUUGUGCCAUUCUACUGUCUCUAGUCUCAUUUGCUCCAACACUCCUGUCUUGCUGUGUCUGUACAAUGAAAUUUAAUGGUACCUUUCAUCUGGAAUGGUGUGAUCUCCACGGAGACCGUUCUGCUGUCGCUAUGGCGACCAGCGUAACCUGGCCUCAUUAAAACUUGCUGAAUUCUGAAACAA